Molecule: messenger RNA, 1572 nt
Organism: Didymosphaeria variabile
Lineage: Eukaryota; Fungi; Ascomycota; Dothideomycetes; Pleosporales; Didymosphaeriaceae
Exons: 5
Coding region: 1-1572 (523 amino acids)
Biological process (GO): phenol-containing compound metabolic process
Molecular function (GO): arylsulfatase activity; N-acetylglucosamine-6-sulfatase activity; glycosaminoglycan binding
Source: RefSeq, a predicted model, not a curated record
AUGUUUGUAUCCAUCCUUCUGUCCCGCUUCUCCUUGCUUUCGCUGACUUUAGCUGGCAUUGUAAGCUGUGGCUCUAGCUAUAGGAAUGGCAAGCCAAACUUCGUCUUCAUCAUCACGGAUGAUCAGGACCUGCACCUUGGUUCGCUUGAUUACAUGCCUUUGGUAAAGAAGCAUCUUGGAAAGCAAGGCGGGUACACGAAGUUCAUCUCACAAGGAUUGAACGAUAAAUAUCUUCCAGUAUGGCUGCAAGAGGCUGGAUACGAUACCCACUACACUGGCAAACUCAUGAACGGCCACUCGACUUCGACCUGGAACAAACCUCUGCCUGCCGGCUGGAACAGUACCAAAUUCCUGGUCGAUCCUGGUACCUACAUCUACUGGAACGCAACAUUUCAAGAGAAUCAAUCACCUCCAGCACCGGCUCCAGGUCAAUACAACACAGAUCUCGUGAAAGAACAAGGCCUGGCUUUUAUUGACGCCGUUUCCAAAACCGAUAGGCCUUUCUUCGUUGGUAUUGCACCAAUCGGUCCCCACGCUGAAUUUACCGGCUCCAGGCCUUUCACGAAGCCGGUCGGCGCAACAAGACACCAGAAGCUCUUCCUGGAUGCUAAAGCGCCCAGAACUAGCAAUUGGAAUCCUGACGAACCAAGUGGGGCCAGCUGGAUCUCCAAACUAAAGAAAUUGAACGAUACAGUCAUCGACUUUCACGAUGAGUGGCACGUCGGCCGUCUGCAAUCAUUGCAAUCUGUCGAUGAACUCAUUGACGAAGUUUUCCAACGUCUGGAGCACUACAAUCUUCUGGAUAACACAUACGUGAUUUUCACCUCCGACAACGGUUAUCAGCUCCAACCCGGAAAGACCUGCGCUUUCGAAGAAGACAUCAAUGUGCCGUUCUACGUGCGCGGCCCCAAUGUCCCUAAGGGCAAGGCGGUCGAUGUAGUCACUACGCAUACGGACAUAGUGCCUACGCUCUUCGAGCUUGCUGGUAUCGAUCAACGCAGCGACUUUGAUGGUCAGCCGAUUCCGGUAACGAGCAAGGCGAUUGCUCAGCAAGCAAAGAACAAGAAACGCGAUCACGUCAAUGUUGAGUUUUGGGGUGAGGGCGGCGACGAGGGCAAAUACGGGCUCGAUGCACCAAACAACACAUAUAAGGCAGUGCGUAUCAUCGGUGAACGCUAUAACCUCUUAUACACUGUUUGGUGUACAAAUGAGCAUGAGCUAUACGAUAUGACCAAAGAUCCCGGCCAACUCAACAACCUGGUCACUCCCUCCAAACGGCGUACCCUUGUUCUCAAACAGCCCAUCUCCAAACUCCAAGCCCGACUCGACGCCCUUCUACUCGUGCUCAAGACCUGCAAAGCCUCUUCCUGCACCGACCCCUGGUCUGUCAUCCAUCCCGAGGGCGACGUUGUGAACCUGGAAGACGCACUGGCUUCCAAGUACGAUGGGUUCUAUGCUAAGCAGCCGAAAGUCUCGUUCUCGAAGUGUGAAUUGGGACAGAUUCUGAGCUCGGAGGGGCCGCAGACGGGCAACUCGUAUCAAGGGGGAGAGCUUUGGCCGCACUGGGUGUAA